Messenger RNA from Bathycoccus prasinos, 1137 nucleotides. RefSeq lists its product with no specific name. Gene Ontology annotation, biological process: protein localization to microtubule plus-end; thigmotropism; spindle assembly. Gene Ontology annotation, molecular function: microtubule plus-end binding. Gene Ontology annotation, cellular component: cytoplasmic microtubule; spindle midzone; microtubule plus-end. The coding region runs from base 1 to 1137 and encodes 378 amino acids. NCBI's taxonomy places the organism in Eukaryota, Viridiplantae, Chlorophyta, Mamiellophyceae, Mamiellales, Bathycoccaceae. The record is from RefSeq and is a predicted model, not a curated record. The transcript has a single exon.
AUGUCUGGAAUAGGAAUGAUGGACCCGGCGUUUUUCGUCGGACGAAACGAGCUCGUCUUGUGGGUGAACACUUUGUUGCGGAUGAAAAUUCAAAAAGUCGAACAGUGCGCCUCGGGGGCGAUUUAUUGUCAAAUCAUGGACGCCGCGCAUCCAAACAUCGUUCCGAUGCACAAGGUUUCCUUCCAAGCCAGAGCAGAGCACGAGUACGUGCAAAAUUAUAAGGUGUUGCAAACCGUGUUCGAUAAGCUGAAGAUUGCGAAGAAUAUUGAAGUAGAAAAGUUGUGCAAAGCGAGGCCGUUGGAUAACUUGGAGUUUUUGCAGUGGAUGAAACGGUAUUUCGACGUGACCGUGGGAGAGGCGACGGACGGGUACGACCCGGUGCAACGACGAAUGGCGAGUAAAGGAGGAGGAGGGGGAGGACAAAAUAUGAACUCGAUAUCGUCGACGUCCUCUGGCUCGAUUGCGGCGGGUUCUAAGAAACACCAAACGACGACGGCGAAACGCCAACCGCAAACGCGCGAUAUCGAUAGCACUCUUUUCGCUUCAACGACGACGACGACAAAACACUCGAACCAAAAUAACAACGACGCAUUAGCACACACGAAUAACAACAACAACAGAAAAAACAACAACGCCGAAGUCGCAGCAGCAGCAGCAACAGCAGCCAUGCGAGAAGAUUUAGCGUCUCUACGCCUGGAGGUUGAAAAAGCAGAACGCGAGCGAGAGUUUUAUUUCGAAAAGUUGCAAGACAUCGAGUUCAUUUGCCAACGACCGGAGUUUGAAAACGAAGUUUUAGCCAAGUGCAUAGAGAAAAUUUUAUACUUUACCGAAGGGAAACCGAGCGUGGAAGAUAUCAUACUCGAGUGCGGAGGCAAACCAAUCGUAAAUCUGGCGGCGAAGAAGAGCGCGACGCCAAGGCGCCAAGGAGGAUCGGUCGCGCGGGUCGGCGAUGAAAACGCCGCACCAGUCACAGCAACAACAACAACGGCCAGUAAAGCAAAGACACUUCCAACCCCAUCGCCAACGUCUCUGACGUCGCCUUUGAGUGCGAUGAACACGCCACCGCCGAUGUUUGAUGUCAACGUGGCGGCGAAACUUUCAGCGAUGAAAAUAAGCACCAACAAGAGUAGUAAAUAA